UUUGGCGCGGUACCUGGCAUCGCCUUUGCUUAGGUAAGUCUUGCUUUCUUUUCCUCCUUUAUUUAUUAUAAACAAACGAAAGUCAUCAGAAUCAGAUACUUGCUCAUCCACACCAUUCAAUUCUCUCCACCCUACCCAGAAACUCCAUCAAACCAAACUGACUUGUACUUGUCACUUUCUUCUCACACACCCUUAAAUAAGACAGAUAGAUACCCAUAUCAAUUUCCCUCCAUUCCAACCAUCGCAAUUAUUGCAUUUAUUUUUCCCUUCAAUUCCAGAUCCCUUUUAACCACAUUACGCUCACUCUCAUCUUGCGCUCUCUUUCUAUGGACCUUCCGCCUCUCAGGAAGUGUCUCCAAUUCUCCCGAAGAAACAAAAAUCACAUUCUCCUAAUAGCCUUCUUCGCUGCCUCCGGUUACGGUGCCUACAAAGCCUACAAUUCCCCUUAUGUCGCUCGCAAACGACGCCGUCUCGCCAACCUCCUCCGAGCCUUCGUUUCCGUCGCCCAAUUAAUAUCCAAUUCCGCUGACACCCUCGCCGUUAUCUCCAACGACCUAAGCCGUUUUCUCGCUUCUGAUUCAGAUCAAAUCCCUAACAGUUUGAAGCAGCUAUCGAAAAUCGCAGCGUCCAAGGAGUUCUCAUCGUCGCUCGCUAGGGUUUCCGAGGCUGUCACCAUCGGGAUUUUGCUAGGGUUUAGUAAAUCACAGGCGGGUAACGAUAAUGACUGUCAUACUCCCUUCGAUAUUACCGUGGAUAGGGUGCUGGAGAAGCUUUUCUCCAAGGCUGGGACGGGUUUUGCGUCCGUUGUGGUUGGGAGCUUCGCGAAGAAUUUGGUUUUGGGGUUCUUUGAUGGUGAUAAGGAAAAUGCGAGGUCUCAAUCGGAUGUUCCUCGAUGGGUGAAUGUGAUUUGCGAUGAGAGGUGUGGGAGGGCUAUAGGGGACUGGGUGCAAAUUUUUGUGAGCACUGCGGUUGCUGUUUUUCUUGACAAGACUAUGGAUGUUAAUACCUAUGAUGAAAUGUUUGCCGGGAUGUCCAAUCCGAGGCACCAGGAGAAGGUGAAGGGGAUUUUGGUUGCUAUGUGUAAUGGUGCUGUUGAGACUUUUGUUAGAACUUCUCAUCAGGUUUUGACGAACCCAAGUGUGAGGUCGAAUUCGGGUUUGUCUGUGUCCUCUGUUGUUGUUCCUGAAGAUGGGUGUGUGAAACCGGAGGCGUUUCUGCGGCAAUUCAGGGUUGGGAGCUCGGUUGGUGGGGUUCAGGAUUAUGGAUGGAUUGAACAGAUUAAGUCAACGCUGUCGGUGCCGGCGAACCGGAGAUUCAUGCUUGAUGUCACCGGGAGAGUCACAUUUGAAACGGUGAGGUCGUUCGUGGUGUUUUUGUUGUGGAGAAUAUCUGAUGGAUGUAAGAGGAGUGUUAGUAAGGUUCAUGAUGAGGUUGUGGACAAAGGAAUGGAGGUGGUUAGAUAUGUUGGAGCUAAGUCAUCGGUCAUUCUUACCUUGUGUCUUGCUUUGUAUUUGCAUAUUGUGGGUGGUAGUAGGAUUCUCUUGCCUGCUUAGUGUGAUAUUUGAUCUAACCCCAGAAUUGUAAUGCAGUUGGAAUAUAAUGGCAGUAAAAUUAGAUCCUUUACUUAUCCUAUAUAUAUUUCCAAGUAUUAAAUUUGAAAA
This is a messenger RNA of Cajanus cajan (pigeon pea), 1661 nucleotides long. Its product is annotated as protein PHLOEM PROTEIN 2-LIKE A10. Lineage: Eukaryota; Viridiplantae; Streptophyta; Magnoliopsida; Fabales; Fabaceae. The record is from RefSeq and is a predicted model, not a curated record.